Messenger RNA from Hypomesus transpacificus, 2228 nucleotides. It is a transcript of the gene zic6, whose product is annotated as zic family member 6. The transcript is spliced from 2 exons. Gene Ontology annotation, cellular component: nucleus. Lineage: Eukaryota; Metazoa; Chordata; Actinopteri; Osmeriformes; Osmeridae. Bases 1 to 1605 code for a protein of 534 amino acids. Gene Ontology annotation, molecular function: RNA polymerase II cis-regulatory region sequence-specific DNA binding; DNA-binding transcription factor activity, RNA polymerase II-specific. Gene Ontology annotation, biological process: regulation of transcription by RNA polymerase II; central nervous system development. The record is from RefSeq and is a predicted model, not a curated record.
AUGACAAGCCUGUCGAGGUUUAGUGGCUGCCCUCUUUCUUGCGUCAACCCCGGGGAGAGCAAUACUGAUCCCAGCGUGGGGCUGCCACCUUUGGCAGGGGAGCACAUGGGGCACCCCACUGGCAGUUCCUUAAAACUCUGCCCCUCGCACAAUUUGCGAGACUAUCCCGAGACGAGGUCCAGUGCAUAUGUUGACCAUUCGGUUCCCCAUUUUUCAGACUCUGGAUACCCCAGCCACCGGUUAGAGCCCAGCCCUAGGGGCAUUAUCAUUGGAGCCAAUCUUUCUGGAGCCGGCAUGCCACCCGUCACUGAUCAACUGGCAUCAAGAACGAACCAACAUGGCGGGAUUGGGAGGUAUCGUGACCUCCCGAGCUAUAGAGAUACCAGAAGCCACGCUUUUUUCACCGCUUAUCACGAGCAGGCCCAUGGCUCCACCGACGCAACCCGAGACCUCGGAAGCCAAGUGAUGUUAGGUCUACCUGGGGAUAUCCUCUCUCGGACGCAUCAUUACGGUCAAAGUAUAAGUGGCCCAAGGGGAAACAGCCAACAACUUGUCACCCAGUUUCUCGGUCUGUAUAAACCGCUGAACAUGGCAAUUCAACGUGGAGGGGGUGACGCUUUCCUCAGAUGCUCUAAGCAAAGCCUCAAGCACGAGCUGGUGUGUAAGUGGAGUGACGGCCAAGAAGGGGUCGGGAAGCAGCUCUGCGCCAGAACUUUCGGGACCAUGUAUGAACUUGUCACCCAUGUGACAGUGGAGCAUGUCGGAGGACCAGAACACUCUGAAUACGUGUGUCACUGGGAGAAUUGUCCGAGGGAAAGAAAGCCUUUCAAAGCCAAAUACAAGCUGGUAAACCACGUCAGAGUACACACAGGGGAAAAGCCCUUUCCGUGCCCUUUCCACGGCUGUGAAAAAGUUUUUGCAAGAUCAGAGAAUCUCAAGAUCCACAAGAGGACACACACAGGUGAAAAACCUUUUAAAUGUGAGUUCGAGGGCUGCAAUCGGAGGUUUGCUAACAGCAGUGACCGAAAGAAGCAUUCUCACGUUCACUCCAGUGAUAAACCCUACAUGUGCAAGGUCAGAGGGUGUGAGAAGUGUUACACCCACCCAAGCUCCCUUCGAAAGCACAUGAAGUUACACUGCAAGUCCUACAUGGCCAAAAGCAUUGAUGGGCGCUCGGAGGACAGGGAGCACCUUUCAGAAGCCAGGUCACCUGAAUUAACGGAGCAAGCUCAAACAGUCCCAUCCACUUCCAACACCGUGACUCGCGUGUUGCCCCUCACCUCAUCUCAAGAUUCCUUAUCCCCAGAGAUUCGUGAGGAGUCAUCUCUGAGGUCACGUUUCCAUCACACAUUCGACAACACUUUGGACUACUCCACACACAGGUCACAGCCUCUCCUGGAUCCAUUGUUGAUACAACGGAGCAGUUACAGGCCCGAGCCUCAGUACCCAUGCAGCCAAGCAGGCCAUAAUUUUGCUCAGAGCUCCAGAACUUUUACGUCCGGCUCUACAUUUCAGAAAAGUAUUGUAAAUGGGUGGUAUACGUGUCAUAGUGGCGUGGAUACUUUCUCACCAAAGCAGUGUAAUAACAACAUAUCUUCGAUUUGAAUGUCAGCAUAUUACGGUAUUGCCCUCAUAAUAUAUGCUUGAAUAUGGACCUUUUGUAAUGAAAUAAUUGGUAUAGUGAGGUUACAUAUUAUUUACUGUAUUUACUGUGGUUGUUUAUGAAAAUGUAUGCCACGUUGAAGUUAUUAUACGUCAUAGUAAAAAAAAGGCUAUACAGCGUUGAAAAAUGUGUCAUUGUAAGCUUUAUUUGUUCUGUGUGUGACGCAUAUAGACCUAUUGUAGGCUCGGCUUGAAUCAAUUGUGAGACGUGCCUAUGUAACACGUGUACAGUGAACAAUCAUCUUUCCUCUGUUGGGUUGUUCAAAUUUCAAAACAUAACUAUAAAGCUAUAUAAUGUUUCUGAUUAUCAUUUUCAUGAUAACCAGUAACCAAUACUUAAAUAAAAACAAGCAGAUGGGAUUUCAGUGAGAAUGUUUGCUGUUAAUAGGCUGUAGGGCUCUUAAGAGAUAAGGUAGCAGAAAUAUUACAAAAGAAAGUAUUGUGUGCAGGCAAGGAAAGUGUAUUUCGUUGAAUGUAAAUUUAGGGUAUUGUAUUGUCGGAAAGGAAACAUGCAUUAAACAUGCACUUCUAAAUGUAAGUCAGAAAGUGAAAAUAAAAAGUAUCAU